Messenger RNA from Botrytis byssoidea, 405 nucleotides. RefSeq lists its product as uncharacterized. Bases 112 to 405 code for a protein of 97 amino acids. NCBI's taxonomy places the organism in Eukaryota, Fungi, Ascomycota, Leotiomycetes, Helotiales, Sclerotiniaceae. The transcript is spliced from 2 exons. The record is from RefSeq and is a predicted model, not a curated record.
UAGUAUUGUGUCUGGAAGCAGGGACUGCAGCUCUGUUGGACAGUUGACUCACAAAGAAAGAAGUGUUUGCAUUUGUCCUCCUUGAUUGAAGGCUAUGCGCAGAUCGAAAGAAUGAAAGAUAUUGACGAUAUUAUUCAGGAAACAUCAACCCGUACCAUCACCAACUAUUUCCUUAAGAAAUUCGGCGACUUCCAUAUUUCCAUCGACAUCGAACGAGAGGCUGCCAUCAAAUUUGAUAAGCUCAAGAUGGUUAAUACCCAAUCCUUCUCCUUCCUUACACAGUUGGAGCAUCUUGGUGCUGUUAUCACUAAAUUAGCCGGGAGAUGUUUUGUGCUCGGAGACUCAAACCCAUGUGCUCUUGAUGAUCCAGAGGGUUGGAAGAAGAAGUUCUCUGCUUGGAAUUAG